Molecule: messenger RNA, 1927 nt
Organism: Thalassophryne amazonica
Lineage: Eukaryota; Metazoa; Chordata; Actinopteri; Batrachoidiformes; Batrachoididae
Gene: naa40
Product: N-alpha-acetyltransferase 40, NatD catalytic subunit
Exons: 8
Coding region: 325-1044 (239 amino acids)
Cellular component (GO): nucleus
Molecular function (GO): protein N-terminal-serine acetyltransferase activity; histone H4 acetyltransferase activity; histone H2A acetyltransferase activity
Source: RefSeq, a predicted model, not a curated record
GCAUAGUUGGACGCGACGGAGAAGAGAGGAGGAAAGAAAAAAAGGGGUCAAGGAAGGAAAGGACCUGUAAUAAAAUUCAGCUUUGUACUCUUGGCGCCAAUGCGACCAAAACAGAAAUAAAACGUCUUAAUAUUAAUAGAUGUUCUUAAGGCAAUUUUGCCUAGUUUGAGGACGUCUCUCAGCACUCGGCCGGUGCUAGCCAGCAGAUAUAGCCUCGUUAGCACACUGAGUCUAUCAUUGUCCUAAUAAUCUGGCCGCUUCUGUCAUUUUUCAAAGCACAAUAGAGGCGCGUUUUUCCACGGCGGCCGAUAAAACAGCCACGAAAUGGGGAGGAAGUCCAACAGAGCAAAGGAGAAGAAGGCCCGGCGACUAGAGGAACGGGCAGCUAUGGAUGCUGUCUGUGCCAAGGUGGAUGCAGCCAAUAAGCUUGCUGACCCUCUGGCAGCUUUCCCAGCCUUCAAGAAGUACGACAGAAACGAACUCAACCUGCAGAUAGAGUGUAAGCGAGUGACCGCCCUGAACCCGCUGUCUGUGGAGUGGGCCUUUGAACUCACCAGAGCCAACAUGCAGACACUGUACGAGCAGAGCGAGUGGGGAUGGAAGGAGAGAGAAAAAAGAGAGGAGAUGAACGAUGAAAGGGCAUGGUACUUGCUGGCUCGCGAUGCAGACUCUGCCCCCGUAGCCUUUUCUCACUUCCGUUUCGAUGUUGAGUGUGGGGAGGAAGUGCUUUAUUGUUAUGAGGUGCAGUUGGAGAGCAGAGUGCGAAGGAAAGGACUGGGCAAAUUCCUCAUUCAAAUACUACAGCUUAUCGCAAACAGUACACAGAUGAAGAAAGUGAUGUUGACAGUUUUUAAACACAACCAUGGAGCUUACCAGUUCUUCAGAGACGCAUUACAGUUUGAGAUCGACGAGACCUCGCCGAGCAUGUCCGGCUGCUGCGGGGACGACUGCUCUUAUGAGAUCCUUAGCCGGCGGACCAAACACGGUGAGGUGUCAGCUGGUCACACCCACGGGGGUGGGCACUGCGGAGGCUGCUGUCACUGAUCCGCUGCAGCGACCCCGCCCAUUGGUUCGUAAAAGCCAGCAAGUGUCAUGCCUGUGUGUGAUAUCUGGAGCUGCCUCUUAGUUCACAAACUUUUUGAUUUGGAAUGACAGUUAAAAAAAUAAAUCAUUGGUGGAAUGCACCAUAUUUGGUUAUAGAUAUUGAUGUUUCAUAAUAUUUUUUUAAUGCAUUCCUGCAUAAGCAGGAAAAGCAGUGUGAGCUUUCACACAAAGCUCUUUUUUUUUUCAUGGUUUGUUCAAUCCAUCUUUUCCCAUUCUUUCAUCCCAGUUAAUGACAAUUAGGAAUUCCCAGUUAAUAAAAUGCUGAUGUGUUGCUGACGUUCUCUGAGCAUUCAUCUCACCCCCUUUUGUGCUGUACCGAUUCAUUCUACAGUGCAGUUAAGCUAUUUUUAAACAGAAUGGGCUGAUGUUCUGGGGGAUGUUUAACAGAAAGUCAGUGUAUCAGGUCACAACCCACGUUUCUGAAGACAAAUAGUGAUUGAGGUUUGAAUCAGUGAAUAGAUACUAAGCAGGUUGCAUAGGACUUUAAAGACAGGAAUUUUCUGUAAUACAUUCCCCAGUUAUUUUUGGGCUGUUGUGCUGAGACUGUGCUGUUACAUUAAACCAGGGUAUCAGUAAAGUAAAGUGGCGGAAUGAUCUGAGAAGCCGUUUCACCUGUUGAACUGCAAAUAUGUUUUGUUUUCGGCAGCAAGUACAUUGUGUCUGUUGUGGCCGUGAAGUGUAAAACAGUUUACAAAAAAGGAAACGCAUCACCAUUUCAACAAACCACAAUUGAAAAUCUGAUAUCAUUACAUCAGUAAAGCACUAUCUUGUUUGAACCUGAGAAGUUCCCAGCAUUUUAGUGUUUGUGAAUUGUAGUUUUGCU